AUGGAUAAUUAAUUAGGGAUUGGUGCAUUUAAGUUUCAAUCACUAGUUAGUAGAGAGAUGAGAUCUUCCAAAGAUACCAUCAAUAAUAGAUCUCAAUUCAGAAUUGAACAUAGACUAUCUCUUAUUGAAAAAAGUAAAUAACAAUUAAAACCUCCCAGAAAAACCAAUAAUAAUUAAAUAUCUAGAAGCUCUGAUAGAUAACAUGCUUUAAUGUUAGGCGAGAAAAAAAUUUAAUAAUUCAUUCUAAAUGUAUCCUCAUCUAGUAGUUCAUCAAAUUCUGAAGGAACUAAUGAAAAAGAAGAGAAAUCUCGUGCUAUUAAUUGCAUUAAAAAAUUAGGCAUGGUAUAUAUGUUCCUUUAUCUUUAGGCCAUCUUUACUCCUUAACCAUCUCCAUAAAAAUAAUCUACUACUUAAAGAAGUUAAUCAAAAACUAAUAAAAAAGAAAUUCACUUUCUACGUAGUUUAUGUUAAAAUUCAGAAUUAACUAAUAAUAGUAUCAUUAAAUUAGAUGAGUAUAAAAUAGACAAACAAAUCUAUGUAGAUAUAGAUUGUAAAGAAAUUACUACAUUUCUAAGAUUAUAACAUGAAGUUGAAGAAAUGAGAAGAAAAUAAACUGAUUUUUAAUUUUAAAAAGAAAGGCAUUUUGAAGAAUUGGAAGAGAAACAUCCUAAAAAAUCAAAAGAAUAAUAACAUGAAGAUUUUUGGACUGUUUUAAUGGCAAAGAGAACUGCUAAAAAAUUGAUAAAAAAUAUGAAUUGGAAACGCAAAAAUCCUGAAGAAGAAAAAAAGGCCUUAAGCAAAAGUAUUCAUGCUUAGUGAUUUUU
Paramecium sonneborni is the source of this 824-nucleotide messenger RNA. The record is from the annotation of a GenBank genome assembly. Lineage: Eukaryota; Ciliophora; Oligohymenophorea; Peniculida; Parameciidae.